Corticium candelabrum is the source of this 1172-nucleotide messenger RNA. RefSeq lists its product as uncharacterized. The transcript has 3 exons. NCBI's taxonomy places the organism in Eukaryota, Metazoa, Porifera, Homoscleromorpha, Homosclerophorida, Plakinidae. The coding region runs from base 120 to 818 and encodes 232 amino acids. The record is from RefSeq and is a predicted model, not a curated record.
CGACUAAAGGCAAUCAGGGAUCUGGACUUAGCACUAACUUUGUGUGUUAUGAGUGGAAGCAAAAUUUUGGGACCAGGCGUGACAUUGCCUUACCUUUGACGUUUGCUAUACCACCUGACAUGUCACUUCAGGUUUACAAAUAUAGUGGUAGUAAUAGUACUGAGGAACUUAUUGGCGAAGCUAGAAACUGUGAUCUGUCAUCUUCAUUUGCUAUUGCGAUUGCCAACUGCACUGGUUUUAGUGUAAAACUUGUGGGCAAGACAUGUGAGGAAAGCAAACUAUCAAGCACAGCUAUUACUACUUUUUACUACAGCACAAAAAUUGUGUCUGAAUCUCGUUUUGACGAUUGUCAGCGUUCAUCAUGUGGAGAUGCAGCAUGUUUUAGUCUUUCUAACAUUCGUAUGGGUUAUCGUUGUUAUUGCAAGAAAUGGUAUAAUGGGUCAUGUAUUCCAACACCUCAAGCUACUACUAAGAAUGUCAAUACCUGUAAUUGUCCACCUACAAAUUUUCUUGGAGAGAUAUGCUACUUGGAUGGUCACCGCAACAUAAGUCAUUCGGAUAGUCCGAAAACAACUAACGUGAUCAUACAAACUCCAACACCCUUUGCUACAGCUAGAUCUGUUACUGCAACUAAACCUUCUGCAAGUCCUUUAAAAGUUGAAAGUGGGGGUAGUUCAGUAUCUAUAGCACCAAUUGCAGCUGGUUUAGCCGGUGCUAUUGUCAUCAUAUUGGUGGUUGUGGUGAUAAUCAUACUUUAUCGCCGUCGGUUAAAGCAAUCGGAGAGCAGUCAACAGGCAUCUGAAAGUAGGACUUCAUAGUUAGUCUGAUUGCAGGUUGUUUGAGGAAUGGAUGGAUAUAGAAACAUCAGACGAUCUGCAGUUGAAUCCACUCUAUUGCGAAAGUGCAUUGCAGCAACAUCAGAUGGCUGAAAAUCUCUCAACGACUGCGUCUCAAAAAGAUUCUAGAGCAGACAAGAUGAAUAUACUUUAUGAAUCAGCAGAUCGGCUAGAAAGAACUGCGGCACGUGAGUCAGAGAACGUCAUUUACAACACGUGACUGUGACAGAUGGCAUAUGCAUGCUGCAUGGACGAGAUAUAGUAUUAAGAUUUCUACAUUACCAUAUAGGCAAUGCACAUGCAUGCUGUCAAUGAUAUGGUACCUAUUCUGAUUUU